AUGACCGAGUACACCAAGAUGAAGAACGCCGACCUCGAGGCGCUGCUCAAGGAGCGCGACCUCCCUCACACCGGCAAAAAGGCCGAUCUGGUCAAGCGACUCCAGGACCACGACGCGCAAACCGCCAGUGGUGAUGCGCCCAAGAACGAAGACGAAAUCGAUUGGGACGAGGACGACCAGCCCGCAGCAGCCGCGGCAGCAGCCUCCAAAGCAACCACAGAUGCCGCCGCCGUCGCAAUCGCAGCCGGUGGUCAAGGACAGCCUCCAAACCCCCAAGCCGUGCCCAACCAGCAAGCCGACAUCGACCCCUCGCAGACAGACGACCUCACAGUGAUCCAGCCCGCCGCCGACGCGUCAACAGCCCAGCCCGAGACCGCAGACGCCAGCGCACCUUCAGAAGCACAGCCAGAAGAGCCGGCCAAGCCUGCCGUCGACUUUACCUCUGGACUCGCCAAGACGACCUUGGACCAAGAGAUUGAAAAGCGCAAGGCGCGCGCAAAGAAGUUUGGCAUGAACGAGGACGAGGACGAGGCCCUCAAGGCGCUGGAACGCGCAAAGCGCUUCGGCAACACCGAGAUGCCCGGCAAGCUCAACGAAGCUCUCCCCGAGCGUCGUGAGCGCAAGAGAGGCGCCCCCACCGACGGAGAACAGCAAGGCGCCCCCAAGAAGCGCGAGAACACCGAAAACAAGCGGGAGACUAACGAUAACGGCAGACGCGGUGGCCGUAGAGAUGGAGGCAGAAGAGGAGGCGCACAAACCCAAUCAAAGGCACCCGCUCCUGCUGCAUCCGCGCCCGCAAAGAAGGAGAAGCCGCAAAUUAGCGAGGCAGACCGGGCAAAGGCCGAGGCUCGCAAGGCAAGAUUCGCAUCAUCAUCAUAG
Aureobasidium uvarum is the source of this 879-nucleotide messenger RNA. The record is from the annotation of a GenBank genome assembly. Lineage: Eukaryota; Fungi; Ascomycota; Dothideomycetes; Dothideales; Saccotheciaceae.